This is a messenger RNA of Tetrahymena thermophila SB210, 1297 nucleotides long. RefSeq names its product transmembrane protein, putative. NCBI's taxonomy places the organism in Eukaryota, Ciliophora, Oligohymenophorea, Hymenostomatida, Tetrahymenidae. The transcript has 13 exons. The record is from RefSeq and is a predicted model, not a curated record.
AAAUUUUGAUUAAAAAAAUUGGUAAAAAAAACAUUUAAAAAAAAGUUAAUAAAAAAGCAAUUGUAGGUAAUGAUUUCUUUUAGAUCUUACAAAAAAUUCAUUUAGGCAAAAUCUAAUAAUAUAACUGGCCUUGAGUUAAAUUUUCAGAAUAAUAAAAUCGGAGAUUUAAUAAUUUCACAGUGCUUGGCUGCUUUAACAAACUAUAAAGAACUCUAGUUUUUAAAUAUUGACCUAUCAAAUAAUUAAAUUACCUAAGAAGGAGUUUCUUAUUUAUGCCAUUUUUUAGAACAAAAGAAGAAUCUUUAAUAGCUCACACUUAAUUUGUGCGGAAACUAAGUAAACAAAAAAUCAUUUUAAGAUUUGCUCUCUUGCCUAUUUUGUUACACAAAUCUUAACUCUCUAAAAAUUUAAGCAAAUACUUAAACUGUUGAAAAUGAAAUUAAAGAAGAAAGCUUUGAAUAUAAAUUCUAAACAAAUGAGAAUCUUAAAGCGCUCUCUUUUGAAUUUGAUGGCUCUCAAUUAUUCGACAACUUUUAUUGUUAAUUUGGCAUCGGAAUACAACAAUAUCCAAAUCUAAUUUCAUUAGAUUUAAAAUUUGAAAAUAAUAAAUCUAUUGGAAAGGAGCUCAAAGUUAUAGGUGAAGGAAUAUCAUCUUUAAAAAGUCUUAGCAAGUUAUUGCUAAACUUAAAUUAUAAUAAUAUCAAAGAUGAAGAAUUAUAUGAUUUAAUAACUGGAAUCUCAAAGUGCGGCAAUAUCUAAAAACUUGAUCUUUUAGCUAAUAAAAAUGAUAUCGAUGGUUAAAACUUUUCUAUUUUCGAAGAUCUCUUUAAAAAUUGCAAAGAAAUUACUAGCUUGAAUUUACAAUUUAGAUAUAAUAUAAUUAAUGAAGAAAAUAUUUCUAAGUUAGGCUAAGCUCUAUAGAUUAGCUAAAAUCUUAAAAGCAUUAACUUAAAUCUAGAUGGAAAUUACAUUCAGACAAUAGGAUAUAGUAUCAUUAUUACCUCCUUAGCGCUUUGCUUAGGCAUUAAAUAUUUGAAGUUUUCAGCACUAGACAACAAUACAAAUUUGGAAUUUGAGAAGAAAUAAAAGUACAAACUCUUAAGAAAGCUAAAAAAUUUGGUUACUCUUUGAUUCAUAUAAAAUAAUUCAAUAUUUAUAUUUAUUAAACUAAAUUAAUAUUAAUAUUUGUAGCAUUCUUUUUAUUAAUUGUAAUUGACAAUAUGUAGCAGUAUGCCAAUAAAAAAUCUUGAGUUUUAAAUUCCACUAGUUUUUUAAUUUGCAUAUAUUUUAAACAAAC